AUGCUGCUCAAUGCCAACAUCGCCCUCUGCUCCUCAAAGGCUCUUUUAGUCCCGUACUCAUCAUGGCAUGUACCCCAAUACCACGAAUGGAUGAAAGACCCGGAAAUCCAAGAAGCAACAGCCUCGGAGCCCCUAACUCUGGAAGAAGAAUACUCGAUGCAACGCAGCUGGCGCCAAGACGCCGACAAGCUAACCUUUAUCGUCUGUCGGGCAAUCACAACAGGCAUUGAAGACGAUGCCCCUAGCCAGACAGAGCUACAAACUGAAAGUGAUUCGCCGGCUACUAUGGUCGGCGAUAUCAACCUAUUUCUGCGCAUCGACGACGGCGAGGAGGGCAACAGCCCGCCGCGGAUAAUCGGCGAGCUCGAGCUCAUGAUCGCUGAGAAAGUCAACCAGCGAUGCGGGUUUGGGCGCGCUGCAUUACUCAUGUUUAUGCGGUAUAUUAUUCAGAACCAGGGUGCUAUUCUGGAUGAGUUUGUUGGUGGUGGUGAUGUUGAUGUUGAGACUGUGCGGAAGUUAGGGACUGGUGUUAAGACACUGGGGUCAUCGAAGGGGUUAUCGUUUGAGUAUCUCAAUGUCAAGAUUGGACAGACGAAUUUGAGAAGUUUGGCUUUGUUUGAGGGACUUGGCUUUGAGAGGGUUUCUGCUGAGCCGAAUUUCUUUGGGGAGUUUGAGUUGCGCAAGAUGGAUUUGAGUCUAAGUGGUAUUGAUGCGGCGCUUGAGGGGGCGAAUGUGCGAGGGUUUAUCGCUUUGCCUUAUGAGAGAACAGAAUAG
This is a messenger RNA of Penicillium roqueforti, 774 nucleotides long. RefSeq lists its product as uncharacterized. Lineage: Eukaryota; Fungi; Ascomycota; Eurotiomycetes; Eurotiales; Aspergillaceae. Gene Ontology annotation, biological process: protein acetylation. Bases 1 to 774 code for a protein of 257 amino acids. Gene Ontology annotation, molecular function: N-acetyltransferase activity. The record is from RefSeq and is a predicted model, not a curated record. The transcript has 3 exons.